Messenger RNA from Thamnophis sirtalis, 1873 nucleotides. The record is from RefSeq and is a predicted model, not a curated record. Lineage: Eukaryota; Metazoa; Chordata; Lepidosauria; Squamata; Natricidae.
AAAGAACUGGGCGAUAAAAGUUCAGAAAGUAUUGACAAAGUUCGUCAGCUCUUGCCUUUGCCCAAGCAGAUGUGUGACCUUAUUGCCUGUGAGCCUAUGGGAUCACUGAUUGAUACGAAGGGAAACAAAAUUGCUGGAUUUGAUUCCAUAGAUAAAAAACAGGGGCUUCAAGUUUCAAUGAAACAGAAAGUAUCUCCUUGGGAUUUACUGGAAGGCAGUAAGAAUCCAGCUCCAUUGUCUUGGGCUUGGUUUGGAACUGUUCGCAUUGAUCGGAAAGUCAUAAAAUAUGAGGAGCAGCAGCAUCUUCUGCUUUACCACACACACCCUAAACCUAAGCCACGAAGUUACUACCUCGAACCUUUACCUCUUCCUCCUGAGGAGGAGGAGGAGGAAGAAGAACCUACCACUCCUGCAUCUCAGGAACCAGAAAGAAAGUCAGCAGAGCUUUCAGAUCAGGGAAAACCUUCAGCAGAGGAAGAAAGAAAGGGGAAAGGCAGAAAAAGAAAGACAAAAGCAGCUUCCAAAACUGAUGAAUAUCCUCAGAACAAUGGAUGUAGAAUGGCUCCUAAUUUUUCACCACUUUAUUCCCAAAUGUUGCAUCAUCCUCAAUCUGCUUUGUGGGGUUACAAUGUUAUAGGACAACCGCAACAGUCGAGUUACUUUGUCCAGAACCAGCCUCUUCCACCAGGUGGUUCCAGAUUGGAUCCCACAGGCUCCUUUGUGCCAAGCAACACAAAACAAGUGCUCUCUAACAUGCUGCAGAGACGUUCCAGCAAUAUGAUGCAGCCCCCAGCAAUUCACACUCUUUCUUCUCAUCACCAGCAGCAACAAUUGCUUCAACAACAGUGGAUUCUAAGGCACCAGAGCCAGGGUCCAACAAUUGAACAGGCUUCCAUUUUUGCUCAACAAGUCCGCCCUUCUUCUUCUCAGCUAACACAGUAUCCAGGGAUACAGCAAUCACAGACAAUUCCUCAUGGCUAUACAAUGUAUAGUACUCAGAUGUCAUUGCCAUCUCAACAGACCGGGGGUUUAGUUCUUUCACCUACCUACAAUCCUAGAUCAUUUCAAGCAACUCAUUCUAGUCCAGUUUUAAUGGAAAGGUUAAGGCAAAUGCAACAGCAGCCAAGCGGGUACAUUCAUCAGCAAGCAGCUUCCUACCUUCAGCCUUUAGCAGGCAAUCAGCGUUCAGUUCACCAGUCUUUGCAGCAGAAUAACUUGGUUGGAGGACCUCUGGAUGCAGUUUCAGCCACAUCUGCCCAGGCAAAUCUUUACUCUGUCCAGGUGUCUCAGGAACAGAUGAGACAGAGGCAACAGCAAAUUCGGCAACAAAGAUUCCUUCAGCUUCAGCAGCAACAGAAUCAACAACAAAUCAUUAGCCUUCAAGCAAUGCAGCCUCAACAACAAUCUUUCUUCCCAAGACAAGGUUUGCAGCAGACACAGCAGCAACAACAAACAGCUGCUCUGGUCAGACAACUCCAAAAACAGCUGUCAAGUAACCAGCCCCAGCAAGGUAUGAAUCCGUACAGUCAUCUUCCACACUUCUGAAACUGAAAAAUGUCAGGAAGAGAAAGUAUUUGCACUGAAGAACAGGGAGAGCGGAAUUUGUUGCACUAAUUACUCUCACCAUUUGUCUGCGUGUGUGUUGCCAAUAAUGUGAAUAUGUAAGAAAUAGAAGAUUUUAUGUUAUCAUUUUGCCCAUAGCAAAUUACAGAAAUAUAAAUUAUGUGGGACUUAACCUGCGGCUGCAAAAUAUAUGGAUUUGGUGCUUGACUAUUUCUUUUUUGUGCAAAAAAAAGUUUUUCUAAAUAAUUAAUACUGUGCUGGACCAAAUGCUGACUAAAAAGACACCUUUAUUUAUUUGUUUGUUUAUUUA